AUGGCGACCCGCUCGAGCUCCACGAGAGCGACGUCGUCUGGUCAUUCACCGUCUCCAUCGACGGCCGCCGUCGUUUCAAUCCGGAGAAAUCUGGCCUCUCGGCCCUCCUCUCGGACGACGCCCACCUCCCCGUCUGCCGAAAAUCCAGCCCCGUGGCAAUCUCGAAACAGUUACAGCAGGGGGAUAGUGGAGGAGGACGACAGUGGCAGGCCGCACGUGACGUUCUCGGUUGUUCGAGGACACCGGGAGGACACUGAAGGGCUGGGAUUUGCGUCGGGUCCGCAACACCGUGUUUCAAAAAACAGCACAACUUCACGCAAUCUCGGUCUUGGUCGUCGCAAAUCUUCACCUAAAACCUCAUCUUCACGCAAUCUCGGUCGUCGUACAUCUUCAGGCGAACUCGAUCUCGGUCUUAAUAGGGUGUUUCGCCAGUGUUCGGUUCGUAGGACACCAUCUUCACGCACACGGUCGGAAUUGAGAGAGGGAGAGGGGUAUUGUACUUUUGACAAGCAUCCCACUCGCUCGACGAGAAUCGAGAGAGAAAUAGGGGGUUUUGUCCCGAAGCCAGCUUGCGGUUAUCCCUCAUCUUCUUCAUUUGUGCCGUUUUGGGAUCGGAGUCGUUCCUUGCUGGUUUGUUCGAUGGCAUCGAAAAGAAUCCUCAAGGAGCUAAAGGAUCUGCAAAGGGAUCCACCUACCUCCUACAGCGCUCCUGUUGCCACACCACACCUAACAAAACAGGCUGGAAAGACACCUGCGAACAAGCCAAAUCAGCAGACAUCAAAAUCUGGGGGAUCACAUUCCUGCAAGAGCUGCAACAGGACAUUUACAUCUGAGCAAGGCCUUGAUUCCCACACAAAAGCCAAGCAUGCUGAAUGCUCGGAACAACUCUGGCAUGAAACAGGCUUGGACAGGCUUGCACGGGAUGUUCCGAUUGAUAUAUUUCCAUUGAGAAAGUAA
Messenger RNA from Striga asiatica, 957 nucleotides. The record is from the annotation of a GenBank genome assembly. Lineage: Eukaryota; Viridiplantae; Streptophyta; Magnoliopsida; Lamiales; Orobanchaceae.